This is a messenger RNA of Arachis stenosperma, 1313 nucleotides long. Its product is annotated as casparian strip membrane protein 5-like. NCBI's taxonomy places the organism in Eukaryota, Viridiplantae, Streptophyta, Magnoliopsida, Fabales, Fabaceae. The coding region runs from base 467 to 1135 and encodes 222 amino acids. The record is from RefSeq and is a predicted model, not a curated record. The transcript is spliced from 4 exons.
UCUAAGCUAUGCUAAAAGCUUCGGUCACAGGAGAAAGAUUACUAAGGAACGAUACCAGGUAGGUCUGCUAACUACAUAUAAAGAAAACACCGACUUCGUGGCAAAUUUGCAAUUGUGAUAUAAACAUAUGCAUGAACUCUCCCAAUUAACGAGUUACAAAUCCCUUCGUAUGGUACUUGAGGUGAAGUUGUCACACGAGUUUAGCACCAAGAACCUGACGAAAUCAUAGGAAAAUGCUUUUGGUACGGGUUGGAGCAAGUGAGUUCUUAACAACUCCUUAGUCAGAAACAUGAUCAGAACAAAAAUCUAAACCCCAACUCCACGAAAAUGUAAAAAUCUACACAAACUAACUCUGUUAAUUGAAUGGUACAACCUUCUUUCACAUCUAUAUAUAACAGCUUCAAGAUCACAUACCAAGAAAAAGAAAACCAUUCUUCCAUACCCUUCAAAAGAGCACUGAAAUAUCAUGAUGGAGCCCAGCAAAGAGGUUGAUGCACCGGCAGCUACCUCGCCGCAGCCACAAUCCAAGAGGACAAGGUCCAACAAUGGCAAAGGUAAAUCCAUUGCUGAGGAUGCUCAACCUUUGGCACCCGUAGUUUCAACAAAGACCACCCGACUCCAAAGAGGUGGAUGGAAAAAGGGUGUUGCAAUCCUAGACUUCAUCCUGAGGCUUGGCGCUAUUGGGGCCGCUUUUGGCGCUGCUAUCCUUAUGGGGAACAAUGAACAGGUUCUUCCAUUCUUCACUCAGUUCUUUCAGUUCCAUGCUCAAUGGGAUGAUUUUCCUAUGUUCCGGUUUUUUGUGGUAGCAAAUGCAGCAGUGGCUGGAUUUCUCAUUCUCUCCCUGCCAUUCUCGAUUGUCUGCAUUGUUAGGCCUCUUGCAGCAGGGCCAAGGCUUCUCCUAUUGAUCAUCGAUACAGUUAUGAUGGCCUUUGUGAUAGCAGCUGCUUCAGCUGCUGCUGCUGUUGUAUACUUAGCUCACAACGGCAGCCAAGACGCCAACUGGAUGGCUGUUUGUCAGCAAUUCACGGACUUUUGCCAGGUUACCAGCGAGGCGGUGGUUGUUUCUUUUGUCGCGGCGGUUUUCUUGUCUUUCUUGAUUUUUGUGUCCUCUUUGGCUCUCAAAAGAGGUGGUUGAAACUUGAAAAAGAGAUGGAGAUGGUUGUGAUUGUUACAUGUUACUCCUAACUAUUGUUAACUUCUCUGUCUUGUGUGUAAAAUCAUGUUCAAACUUCUUGUGAUUUCCAGUGACUCCUGAGCAAUGCUAGGGACCAGCAACUUUAGUAUUUUGUAAUUAUCAAUUGGUCAUCAAUAGU